This is a messenger RNA of Catharus ustulatus (Swainson's thrush), 5910 nucleotides long. RefSeq names its product ER degradation enhancing alpha-mannosidase like protein 3 (gene EDEM3). Bases 25 to 2874 code for a protein of 949 amino acids. Gene Ontology annotation, molecular function: mannosyl-oligosaccharide 1,2-alpha-mannosidase activity; calcium ion binding. The transcript is spliced from 21 exons. The record is from RefSeq and is a predicted model, not a curated record. NCBI's taxonomy places the organism in Eukaryota, Metazoa, Chordata, Aves, Passeriformes, Turdidae. Gene Ontology annotation, biological process: mannose trimming involved in glycoprotein ERAD pathway; carbohydrate metabolic process; endoplasmic reticulum mannose trimming. Gene Ontology annotation, cellular component: membrane; endoplasmic reticulum.
CUAGCGGGCACCCGGCCGGCCGCCAUGGCCCUCAGCGGAGCUCCGGGCUGCCGCGCCGGGGAGCGGGGGCCCCGCUGGAGGAGGCCCUGGAAGCUCCUGGCCCUUGGCCUGCUCUCCGCCUCCUCCGUGCUGGCGGCUGCCCCGGGCGCCGGGGCCAUGAGCAGGGAGGAGAAGCGCCGGCUGGGAAAUCAAGUGCUUGAAAUGUUUGAUCAUGCAUAUAGCAAUUAUAUGGAGCACGCGUAUCCAGCUGAUGAGCUCAUGCCUUUAACUUGCCGUGGACGAGUGCGGGGUCAGGAGCCAAGUCGAGGAGAUGUGGAUGAUGCCUUGGGAAAGUUUUCACUGACCUUAAUUGAUACCUUGGACACUCUUGUGGUGUUAAAUAAAACCAAAGAGUUUGAAGAAGCUGUAAAAAAAGUAAUAAAGGAUGUUAAUUUAGAUAAUGACAUAGUUGUGUCUGUCUUUGAAACCAACAUAAGAGUCCUUGGAGGUCUCCUAGGCGGGCACUCAGUGGCAAUUAUGCUGAAAGAAAAAGGUGAAUAUAUGCAGUGGUACAAUGGUGAACUCCUGCACAUGGCAAAGGAACUGGGCUACAAGCUUUUACCUGCUUUUAACACCACUAGUGGUCUCCCUUAUCCAAGAGUUAAUUUAAAAUUUGGUGUAAGACAUCCAGAAGCACGAACAGGAACAGAAAGUGAUACCUGUACAGCUUGUGCUGGUACCUUGAUCCUUGAGUUUGCAGCUUUAAGCAGAUUCACAGGAACAUCUAUAUUUGAGGAAUAUGCCCGGAAGGCGCUGGAUUUUAUCUGGGAGAAGAGGCAGCGCAGCAGCAACUUAGUGGGGGUCACCAUUAACAUCCACACCGGAGACUGGGUCCGCAAAGAUAGUGGAGUUGGAGCAGGAAUAGAUUCAUACUAUGAAUAUUUAUUAAAAGCCUAUGUCUUGCUGGGAGAUGACAGUUUCCUGGAAAGAUUUAACACGCACUAUGAUGCCAUAAUGAGAUACAUCAGCCAACCACCUCUUCUCCUUGAUGUUCACAUUCAUAAACCAAUGCUGAAUGCUCGGACCUGGAUGGAUUCUCUGCUUGCUUUCUUCCCUGGAUUGCAGGUGUUGAAGGGUGAUAUUAGACCUGCUAUUGAAACACAUGAGAUGCUGUAUCAGGUUAUAAAAAAGCAUAACUUUCUUCCAGAGGCAUUCACAACAGACUUCAGAGUUCACUGGGCUCAGCACCCUCUGAGGCCUGAAUUUGCUGAAAGCACCUACUUCUUGUAUAAGGCUACAGGAGACCCCUACUACCUAGAAGUAGGAAAAACCCUCAUUGAAAACUUGAACAAGUAUGCCAGAGUUCCCUGUGGGUUUGCUGCAAUGAAGGAUGUUCGUACAGGAAGUCAUGAAGACAGGAUGGACUCAUUCUUCCUGGCUGAGAUGUUUAAAUAUCUGUACCUGCUGUUUGCUGAUAAGGAGGACAUGAUUUUCGACAUUGAAGAUUAUAUCUUCACUACAGAAGCUCAUCUAUUGCCACUCUGGCUCUCCACUACAAACCAAACCAUCUCUAAAAAAAAUACAAGCACAGAGUACACAGAGCUGGACGACAGCAACUUUGACUGGACCUGUCCAAACACCCAGAUCCUCUUCCCCAAUGACCCCAUGUUUGCCCAGAGCAUCCGGGAGCCUCUGAAGAACGUGGUGGAUAAGAGCUGUCCCAGGGGCAUUUCCAGAGCAGAAGAUAGUUUGGGAAGUGGACCAAAACCACCGUUGAGAGCCAGAGAUUUCAUGGCCAGUAAUCCUGAGCACUUGGAGAUCCUGAAGAAGAUGGGAGUCAGUUUGAUCCACCUGAAAGAUGGACGAGUACAAUUGGUGCAGCACGCAGUGCAAGCAGCAAGUUCCCUGGAUGCUGAGGAUGGCUUACGGUUCAUGCAGGAAAUGAUCGAACUCUCCAGCCAGCAGCAGAAAGAGCAGCAGCUCCCUCCUCGUGCUGUCCAGAUUGUAUCCCAUCCCUUCUUUGGCAGGGUGGUCUUGACUGCUGGGCCAGCCCAGUUUGGGAUGGACUUGUCCAAACACAAAGCAGGGACAAGAGGAUUCGUUGCAACCAUUAAGCCAUAUAAUGGAUGCUCAGAGAUCACUAAUCCUGAAGCGGUCAAAGAGAAAAUUGCUUUGAUGCAGAGAGGCCAGUGCAUGUUUGCUGAAAAGGCUCGAAACAUUCAGAAAGCUGGAGCAAUAGGAGGCAUUGUCAUUGAUGACAACGAGGGCAGCAGCAGUGACACUGCCCCUCUCUUCCAAAUGGCUGGGGAUGGCAAGAACACAGAUGACAUCACCAUUCCCAUGCUCUUCCUCUUCAACAAGGAAGGGAACAUCAUCCUGGAUGCCAUCCGGGAGUAUGAGGCCGUGGAGGUGCUCCUUUCUGACAAAGCAAAAGACAGAGCAACAAUCUUUAAAGGUAAAAUGAUUCCAAACUACAUUAUUGAUAGCAACUUGGAAAUGGAGAAUAUGGACCAGAAAUCAUCUGAAAAUGAUUCACACAAACCAAACUCUGAGGAAUCCCCUUCAGAAUCUCAGGAUGCUGGAGCAGUCAGUGAGGAGCCCGAAGGAGGAGAGAGCUCUGCUGUUGGUGACCCUGAUCCUUUGCCUCCUGCCAGCACAGACAGUGCCAGUGUUUCCAUGGCAGAUGAGGAUCCCCACGCCUCUGGACCCACAGAGGCUGAUGCUCCAGAGCCAGCAUGUUCACCAGGGGACAGCCAGCCUCAGGAACAAAACACCCAGACAGAGGCCAAUUCCAAAGCUCACUGGGAUAGUAAAGUCCAGCCUAUGGAAUCCAUAUUAGCAGACUGGAAUGAAGAUAUAGAAGCAUUUGAAAUGAUGGAAAAGGAUGAGCUAUGACUUGUAAUAAUAACUUAUUUGUUAAUAAACAAAUGGAGACCUCUUUGGGUAGAAGUGAGGCCCAGAUAUCCAAGAAAACAUAUUCAGUAUUGGGAUGAGCAACCAGGUGUCACCUGGAAAACAACAUAGAAUUCCAGCACAGGCUCUUUGUAUGUUUUAAUUUUUCCUGUUUAAAAAUGGGAACGUGCAAUCAAAGCAUUUGUGUGGCCCCGUGGCUGGUGCUGUGCCCCAGGCAGGGACAAGCCUGACUUGUGCCUUCCAGGCUCUGAGGGGACUCCUGGGGCUCUGGGAAGCAGGAGUUGAGCAGGGUGGGGUGACAGACCAAGCCUUCCUUACAGCAGGAGGGAAAUUGUUUCCAGGUGUUUGCACAGCUGGAAGCAGUCUGGCUUUGUCUGGCCUAUCAGUGCUGCUCAUCACUCCUUGCACCCCUUACCACGAGGAACCACAUGGGCACCUGGGAGUUCUUUUCCUGCUGCCUCCAGCUGGAGGAAUUGUACAAACCAAAGGCAGAGUGUGAGCAGGUCCCCUCAGGGAGGCUGGGCCAGCUGUGGGGCCACCAGGAAAAGGUGUGGGAAGGUCCUGCUGGAGGCUGAGGGGAAGCAGACAAGGCAGGUGUUGAGUCCCAGGUGUUUCCUUUGGUCUCCCAGGUGGAAAAACUCCAAUCUGCUCUGAAAUCUGAAAGAGUCUCUGAAAGGACACAGCUCCAUCAGCUGUAACAAGACCUUUUUCUACAAGUUUGACUUCCAACAGCUUGACUCUGUUGUUCUUUUUAUACACAACUUGUGUAUGUGGUGUUUGAGGCAGGGAGGCUGGGGCCAGUGAGAAAGAGCAACAGUUUUGGUGGUUGGGUUGAUAGUUCAGAGUCCAGAGGUGGUGUUACCCAGGCUCUGGAGUUUGUUACAGGUAAGUGGAAGUCAGAAUUUGUUAUCCACUUUAUAUUUAAUUAAACUUGAGGAAGUUUAAACAACAUAGAGACAUUUUGACUGUGUCCAAAGAAACUGCCAAAAACUAAUUAACUUGAUUUAUAUAAACUGCUUUUAGUGAAUUGUGGUUAAAAAAUGGUUUUAUAUUAAAGACUAAAUGAACACUGCCUAUAUGCUGCACCAGGCUAAAAAUGCAGGUUUAUGUUCAUCAUUGCAAAGGAGUAAAUAAACAGGAAGCCCCACUCUGGACUGCACCUUUGAUUUAGCUGGUGCAAUUACACGUGCUGAAUAUGCAACUGUUAAUUAGCACAGCCAUACUCUGUAUUUAUACUCUGUACAGUGAGCAGAGCAAUCCCAGGCAAUGCUGGAUCCAUGUACUCAGCCACACUUGCUUUCAAAAGUCUCAGAAUGCACAGGCACCUUUUGAGAGCAUGGCAAUCCAUCUAAAUAUCAUCCAGAACUUUAUAUGACAAGGGUAGGAGGGAAUUCAAGGAUGAAUAGUGUGUAAGUGUCCUUUGAAAGAAAUUAGCUCUUAAGUGGAGUUGUUGUUCCUUUGCACGAGUAACUGUGCAAAGUCUGGAGGUUUAGACUUGAAGCAGCUGGGGUUUGCAGUUGGGAAUGUUUUCAUUUAUGGGUUUUGUUACAUGAGUUCAUAGAAGCAUUUGACCAUGGGAGCCUUGUAAGUGUCCUUGGUUCCUUGGAGCCCUGGGAGUGCCAGGACAUGACCAAGUGCAGGAUCAAACCAUGAGGUGCAGAUCAAACAUUUUCGUUGAUCUGUCAGUGCUCAGUGCCACAAAAGGAGCAUCUUUGUUCCCAUGCUUUUUGACAUGGACAUCUUCCUUCUUGAUAGCUCUUUUGGUGGAAAUAGAGUUAUUUUUAUAUCCUAGAGGCCUCUGGUCAUUACUAUCUCAAUAUAGCAGCUAAAGGUUUUCUUUUUUUACUUGCAGAUUUAGGUGUAGGUGUCAAAUUGUAUUAAAAGGUUAACUUUCCUUGCCAUCACCAGCUCAUUUUUAGUAACUGCUUUCUCCACCUGUUAGUAGAGCAGCAGGCAUUACCUUUCAGGGAUCCCAAACUCCAUGUGGAUUUAGGGGGCAGCAUUUUGGUGGUGGCCUACCUCAGAUAACUGUUGCCUCCUUCCUUUUGAAGUGGUUUUUGUUUCAUUUGGUUCUGCUUCACCUUUGAAACCAUCACGAGAGCCAUAGCUUUGUUUACAGAACUGAAUCAGACAAGGUUGACCUUUUGGGAAAUAGGAUUAAAUUGGGGGGACAGUUUUUAUUCAGGUUACUUUCACUUUGUAUUUCCUCAUGAGGACAUAGGCUUUAGUUUAACCUGUUCAUAUCAUUCUGGAAGGAAUUCAGUUUUCUGUUACUAUCAUCUUAAAAAGCAAAAAGAAUGUAUUCAUCAAAAAGAAAAACUCUUUUGGAAAGGGGCAGAGAGUGUUCUUCCAAAUGUUUGGAAGUCUGCUCCCUGCAUAUGGAAUAUUGCUCCUAGAUCAUAAAUCAGGAAUCACCCUUUGUGUAUAGCAUUGUACAUUUCUUUGUAUGGUAUUGAACACUGAAGAAUUCAGGAAUCACAGCUGCAACUAGCACUUACUCCAUGCCAUGUAAUUCAGAUCAGCCAAUUAAUUUGUCAUUUGAUCUUACAGGAAUCUUCUUAAUUGUUUACAUUUAUUGUUUCUUAAUGAAGUUUGAGAAUGUGCCCAGCUCUGGUUCUCCUCCUGCCAGUGUUCCCUGCGUAGGCAGCAGUGAGUGUGAGAGGUGAAAAACAGGACAUCUUAUGCAACAGGCAUCUGUCAGAACAUAGAGACAAACCAUUCUGUGAAUGAAAAUUGUAUGUGCAGAUUUUAUAAGAUUUUUGGUUUGUUUUUUUUUUUUUUUUAGCCAGACCAAUUUACAGCCGUAUAUUUUCUUAUGGAAGAUGUCUAAUAACAGGUGCUGUAACACUGUUGUUGGGUUUUACUCUCUGGUGGUAAGUGUACACAACAUUCUUAAGGGCAACUAUGUACUGUGAUGUAAAAGUCUGGGCUAAAAUGUAUAUAAUCCGUGUACAUAAUUGUGUACUUGAUUAUAACUGCUGAUUGUAAAGAUUUAAUAAAAUGUAAAUAUUCUGGUCA